AUGUACCCUCACCCCCAGGCCCAGGCCCAGGGCCACGGCCAGAUGCCCUCACACUGGCAGCCGCCCGCCUCGCAGCAGCAGCCCGCCAGCGGCGCCUAUCCCCCGCCGCCGCCCUCACAUAUGAACACCACCCUCCCUCCACCUCCCCAAGAGCCGCGCCCUGACAUGGCCGCCCACCAGCACCCUCAGUACCAGCAGCAAUACCGUCUUCCCGGCCCCAACGAGUGGACACGCGCCCCGCCGCCCCAAGACCCCUACCGCCAGCAGGGCCCGCCCCCGCCGCCGCAGUACGUCCAGCAGCACCACCAGCCUCCAGCGCCCCGCCAGCGCACCGCCAUUGCCUGCCGCUACUGCAGACGCCGCAAGAUCCGCUGCUCCGGCUUCGAGGCCACCGAGGACGGCCGCUGCUCCAAUUGCCUGCGCUUCAACCAGGACUGCAUCUUCACGCCCGUCUCCGCACAGACACAGGCUUUUGUUCCAGCGCAUACCGUCUGGCGCGGCGUCGGCGCGCCUCCGCCUCUGUACGGCGCCUACGGACAGCCCCUCCCGCCUGCGAACCACGCAGACGCCUAUGGGCAGCAGCCACCUCGCCAGGGGCCGCCGCCGCCGCAGCAGCAGCAGCACUAUCUGCCCAGCCCCACCGCAGGUCCGUAUUCCUAUGGUCCGCCCAGUGUUCACUCAGAUGAGGGUAGCCGUGACGACCUGACUGGCAGGAAGAGGCCCCACCCGGAGCCUCACACUCCCACCCUGCCGCCGCCAGCUCCUGGCCCGGCGUCACAGGCCCCUCAUCGAGUCUCUGGUCAAGACUAUGCAUACCCAGAGCCACCGUCUCUAACCCAACCGCCCCGCACAGCCACCCCCUCGGCACCCUACUCGUCUGCCCCUCCCCCCGCCACCCAGCCAUACUACACCGCACAGCCGCCUCGCCAGGCCUCCCCGCAGAGCGCCUACCGCUACGAUCCGAGCCGUACCUCGUCCUCUCCACACUCGCAAGCGCCUACGACGCCUGGCUCAGCAUCGGCCCCCUACUAUCCUCCGCCGCAAAACGGUGCUCUGCAGCCCAACCCACCUCGCAGCGACGGCAGGACACCACCGCCCCCCACCUCCCAGCCUGCCAGCCGACCUGGCAUGCGUAUCAACGACCUGGUGAGCGACAACGGCAACGGGCGCAGCUCCACCGACUCCGACAUGCUCAACAUGCUCAACCGUCGCCCCAUGUAA
Ascochyta rabiei is the source of this 1221-nucleotide messenger RNA. RefSeq lists its product as uncharacterized. Gene Ontology annotation, molecular function: zinc ion binding; DNA-binding transcription factor activity, RNA polymerase II-specific. Gene Ontology annotation, biological process: regulation of DNA-templated transcription. The transcript is spliced from 3 exons. The record is from RefSeq and is a predicted model, not a curated record. The coding region runs from base 1 to 1221 and encodes 406 amino acids. NCBI's taxonomy places the organism in Eukaryota, Fungi, Ascomycota, Dothideomycetes, Pleosporales, Didymellaceae.